AUGAUAAUCGUUCUCUCUUGUCUUCUCUGCCCUGGGAGCAGCUCUCCUGCCACGGCCCUUCAGCCCCUGAAAAGGUAUGCUUGCGCCAAGUUCAUCUCCACCUCCUCCUUGAUCAGGAGAACCUCUCCACUAUUGAACCGAUCACUGUCUGCAGUGGUGCUGAAACGACCAGAGACACUGACAGAUGAGAGCCACAGCAGCUUGGCAGCCCCACGUCCCCUGACCACCUCACUUAUUCCUAGCCGCAGUUUCCAAACCAGUGUCAUUUCAAGGGACACUGACACAGCCGCCAAGUUCAUUGGAGCUGGGGCUGCCACAGUAGGGGUGGCUGGUUCUGGGGCUGGAAUUGGGACUGUGUUUGGGAGCCUCAUCAUUGGUUAUGCCAGGAACCCUUCUCUGAAGCAACAGCUAUUCUCCUACGCCAUUCUGGGCUUUGCCCUCUCAGAAGCCAUGGGACUCUUUUGCCUGAUGGUGGCCUUUCUCAUCCUCUUUGCCAUGUGAAGGAGCCGUUUCCACCUCCCAUAGUUCUUUCUCCCGUGUCUUGUCUGCCCUGUAUGUUCCUUUUCCUGUACCUCCCCAGGCAGCCUGGGGAAAGGGGUUGGCUCAGGGUUUGACAGAAGGAAGACAAAUAGAUACUGUAUUAAAAAGA
Molecule: messenger RNA, 649 nt
Organism: Balaenoptera acutorostrata (minke whale)
Lineage: Eukaryota; Metazoa; Chordata; Mammalia; Artiodactyla; Balaenopteridae
Product: ATP synthase F(0) complex subunit C2, mitochondrial-like
Exons: 1
Coding region: 1-501 (166 amino acids)
Biological process (GO): proton motive force-driven ATP synthesis; proton transmembrane transport
Molecular function (GO): proton transmembrane transporter activity
Source: RefSeq, a predicted model, not a curated record